AUGGCAGCGUUGAGACAGGAGCAUCGGUACGGACUCUCCUGUGCAAAGAUUAAUAAAAGCGUUCCCAACAAAACAAUCUUUCACGUCAAGCUAACCGACACUGCCAUCCGGACGCUGGAAGCGUAUCAGAAUCUCAAGGGGUCCUUACCAAAUCAGCCAGCAAUUUGCUUCAAGGGGAACCAGGGGUAUAUCAAGAUUCCUGCUCCCUUGACGGAUUCUCCCGAUGCUUUCCGUGUCUUCUCCUUCUACCUGUCUAGUGACAGUAAAGACAAACCUCAGGCCAGCUUUGAUUGUGUUCACCAGUAUCUCUCAGGAGAUGGCAGGGAGCAUCUGGAAGGUCAGGGCAGUAUUCAGGACAAAAUCACAGUUUGUGCCACCGACGAUUCUUACCAGAUGACCCGAGAGCGCAUGUCUCAAGUGGAAAAGGACAUCUGGAGCCGCUCGGCCAUUGAGAUCAAACCUGGGUCUACGCAUCCAAGUAAAUGUAUAAAGAUUAAGAAGAAACAGGGCCUGCCAACAAGCUUUGACAAUACUAUUAGACAUUCACCCUGCAACAAGAGGAAUAGUGGACCUAGCUUAGUGGCCCACAGGCCUUUGAGAGAACGUGUCAUUCACGUUCUGGCCUUAAAGCCAUACAGCAAGCCUGAACUACUGCUCUGGCUGGAGAAAGAGAAAGCCAGCCCCAAGGACAAGGCCGACCUGAGCACUGUGUUGGAGGAGGUGGCUAAACUCAAUCCCAAAGACCACAGCUUUACUCUAAAGGAUGAUUUCUACAGACACGUACAGAAAGAUUGGCCUGGCUAUGUGGAGGAAGAGCGGCAGCUCAUUCAAAGGGUGUUGUCUAGAAAACUCCAGCCUCUCAACAGCAGCAGUAGCCAGUUGAAAACCUUCCAGUCUAACCAUUCAUUCCACAAAACCCCAGGGGAUUCUCCAUCCCAGCUCAGCCCUGUCAAGAAUCUCUCCAUGAAACGCCCAGUGCCUUCUGACCAUCCAGAAAGUCAGACACCCAAAAAACAACGAUUAUUUGACCAGAACAUGACCUUGCAAUCUCCUUCCAAUGGACAUCUAAGCUCAUCCAUGGGACGUAGCGCUUCCAACCAUGGGAACACAAGUUUGCGGAGCAAACUGGAGUUCGGGAAGAGUACCAAAAGCGCUCAGCAGAGCCCAGACAGCCUUUACCAGCGGCAUAAGCUCAGCGAGUCUAACAGUGCCCCCAAACCAGAGCCAUCAGUACCAGCACAGCAGCCUCUCUCCAGCCCCAAACACCCACGAACUGAACCUGAAAUCCGCACUGACCAGCACCUAGCAAACGGCCAGCACAAAAAGAAGAAGUCCAAGAAGCAUAAAGAAAAGGAGAGGGAACGCUUAAAACCUGAGUGGGCUGAGACCAGCCCAGACUUCAAGCAGAACCAGGAAAAUAUUAAUGAACAUGAGCGGCCCAACAUACCUGUCACCUGUGCCUCGCCCGAGGAGCUGCCUGACUAUUUAUUAAAAUACAACACUAUUACAGACUCUGAGCAGCGACAGAGGUACAAAGAGGAUUUCUGUGCAGAAUAUGACGAGUACAGAGACCUUCAUGAGCACAUAGGUAAAGUUACUGAGAUGUUUGUUCAGCUGGGAUCCAAGAUAAAAACAUUGUCUCCUGGGACACAGGAGUAUAAGGUAAUGGAAGAUCAAAUAAUGGAUAAGUAUAGGAAGUAUAAGAAGAAGUUCCCAGGCUACCGGGAAGAGAAGAAGCGUUGCGAGUAUCUCCAUGAGAAACUGUCACACAUCAAAUGCCUGAUUCUGGACUAUGACCUUACACAAGCACCGUCCUAGUGCCAGCCAUUCUUUUCUCCUCCUUCCCAGUCUGGUCGUACAGACCAAAAGACUCCUCGUUGGAAAUAAAGCAGGACCAAGUGUAGUUUCUUGAACACAAAAAGGCAUUUCCACUUCUUGCCUCUGCACAAACUGUGGAUAAUGGUGUGGAAGUUGAGGAUCAAAGCCCAAACUAUCAAACAAAGGCCAAGACUAGUGACUUAAAGCCCUUAAAGUUUUAUUGUUUGUUUGUGUAAAAAAGUGUUGCAUUAGCAAGGGAUUUGGUUAUAUUUCUUGAGCCAAAAUAGAUUUACCGCACCCAGAUGCAGCAUAUAUCUAACUGUUGCCCUUGAUCCUCUAACUAUGGCUUGUGCUCUGAUCUUCAGGGCUGCGGGCUGCUUUUAUGGUACAAUCAUGAAGCCUGGAUGAUGAGAGAUGGUUAUCUUUACUUUGUUUACUGUCUAUCAGUGCUUUAUUUGAGAACUUAAGCACAGUUUCUAUUUUGAUAUUUUACUGAAUGUAUAUUUGUAUACAGUACUUGUAAGAUCUUGACUAUAAUAGAGAGUUUAAUCACUGGAUAGAAUAAGGGAAGCCUGGAAUUUUCUAGACUCUGGGGUAAUCCUACCAAACUCUGUAGCGUACAAGGGUGCAAUUUGUCAUAUGAAUGUCCAUGUAAACUAUCCAAGCACCUGUGUCAGACUGUCAAUUAGAUAAGACCUUUAUAUACUCAGCUUUGCUCUGGAAUCCAAGUUUAAUCUAGAAUUCCAGCAGUCACUUGUGUAAUGAGAGGAAAGUUGAAAAGCUUAACCUUGAAGCAGCAAAUGAAAAACCUAAUCUAAUACAACAAAAUACAGCAGUGGUAAUAUUCUCAUGCAUUUUGUGUCCAGUGCUCUAACCACAGCACACUGUGUCCUUAAAAUAAUGAUGGUGAUAACUAUUAUUAUUAAUAUGUUGUUAUUAUUUAGACACCAAACAGCAGAAACAAUCAUGUUUUAAAGCACAUUUAGUUUCUUUUAUCUUGUUUUGAAUCUUUAUAUAUAUACACACACACAGACACACAGACACAGACAGACAAGCGGCGAAAAGUUUGGAAUAAUGUACAGAUUUUGCUGUUUCGGAAGGAAAUUGGUACUUUAAGUCACCAAAGUGGCAUUCAACUGAUUGCAAAGUAUAGUCAGGACAUUACUGAUGUAAAAAACAGCACCAUCACUAUUUGAAAAAAGUAAUUUUUGAUCAAAUCUAGACAGGCCCCAUUUUCAGCAGCCAUCACUCAAACACCUUAUCCUUCAGUAAUCAUGCUAAAUUGCUAAUUUGGUACUAGAAAAUCACUUGCCAUUAUAUCAAACACAGUUGAAAGCUAUUUGAUUCCUUAAAUGAAGCUUAAAAUUGUCUUUGUGUUUGUUUUGAGUUGCCACAUUAUGUAAUAGAUGGGGCAUGUCUUAAGGUCAAUAUUAGGUAAAAAAUGGCAAAAAAGAAACUGCUUUCUCUAGAAACUCAUCAGUCAAUUAUUGUUUUGAAGAAUGAAGGCUAUACAAUGCUUGAAACUGCCAAAAAACUGAAGAUUUCAUACAAAGGUGUACACUACAGUCUUCAAAGACAAAGGACAACUGGCUCUAACAAGGACAGAAAGAGAUGUGGAAGGCCAAGACAUCAGAGUCUCUAGUUUGAGAAAUAGACGACUCACAUGUCCUCAGCUGACAGUUUCAUUGAAUUCUACCCGUUCAACACCAGUUUCAUGCACAACAGUAAAGAGAAGACUCUGGGGUCAGGCCUUAUGGGAAGAAUUGAAAAGAAAAAAGCCAUUUUGAAACAAAAACAAAAGAAAAGGUUAGAGUGGGCAAAGAAACACAGACAUUGGACAACAGAUAAUUGGAAAAGAGUGUUAUGGAUCUUAACCCCAUUGAGCUUUUGUGGGAUCAGCUAGACUGUGAAGUGUGUGAGAAGUGCCCGACAAGACAGCCACAUCUAUGGCAAGUGCUACAGGAAGCGUGGGGUGAAAUGUCACCUGAGUAUCUGGACAAAGUGACAGCUAGAAUGCCAAGGAUCUGCAAAGCUGUUAUUGCUGCAUGUGGAGGAUUUUUUGAUGAGAACUCUUUGAAGUAGUUUAAGAAGUUCUGAAUAUUUUAUUUUAUUUUAUUGUUUUCAAAUUGUAAUAGUAAUUUUUGAUGUUAUUAAUGUCCUGACUAUACAUUGUGAUCAGUUGAAUGCCACUUUGGUGAAUAAAUGUACCAAUUUAUUUCCAUAAGAGCAAAAUAUGUACAUUAUUCCAAACUUCUAGCUCUGUGUGUGUGUGUGUGUGUGUGUGUGUGUGUGUAUAUAUAUAUAUAUAUAUAUAUAUAUAUAUAUAUAUAUAUAUAUAGAUUAAUGAAACAA
This is a messenger RNA of Myxocyprinus asiaticus (Chinese sucker), 4170 nucleotides long. RefSeq names its product RNA polymerase II elongation factor ELL-like. Gene Ontology annotation, molecular function: cis-regulatory region sequence-specific DNA binding. Gene Ontology annotation, cellular component: transcription elongation factor complex. Bases 1 to 1818 code for a protein of 605 amino acids. The record is from RefSeq and is a predicted model, not a curated record. Gene Ontology annotation, biological process: positive regulation of transcription elongation by RNA polymerase II; transcription elongation by RNA polymerase II; snRNA transcription by RNA polymerase II. The transcript is spliced from 12 exons. Lineage: Eukaryota; Metazoa; Chordata; Actinopteri; Cypriniformes; Catostomidae.